Molecule: messenger RNA, 3381 nt
Organism: Diabrotica balteata
Lineage: Eukaryota; Metazoa; Arthropoda; Insecta; Coleoptera; Chrysomelidae
Source: the annotation of a GenBank genome assembly
AACAAAGUAACAGAAAAAUUCAAAAGACCGUUUAAAAAAAGGCAUUCCAGCGUUUAUCACCAACCGUCGAAUAGGGUGAAUAAAUAUUUGGCUCAAGCUAUCGAAGCAAGAAGCGUUGAUAGGGAAAAGUCAACGCAUGUCAACUUGUUCACACUUUGUUUCAAGGAUCGACAAAAAGAAGAUCAGUAUCACCACGACAUCGACGUGGGUUACAGUUCAACUCUAGCCUGUGCCUUGGUUCUCCUGGUACUUCUAAGUACGCUUCAGGCAGUAGUAUUGCCAAGAACCACCAUUUUGUUCAUAUUAUUUCUAGUCGCUUUCGUUUGGAUAGCAGUACUGUUGAUGCUCUUGUUGGCUGUAAGAUUACGAUGGAUACUUUGGGAUAUAUCUCAAAGUUUUGUUUUAAGACUGGCUAUUACUGUAUUUACCAUUAUUUUAGUGUAUACUGUAGCACAGGUUAAUGUGUUCACAUGCCUGCCAGACACCAAUUGCAUACCUCAUACGACUGUAAACAUCACCCUGGAUGGUAGGGACCAUAGGGCUUGCCCAUUACCGCAAUACAUCGUCCUAUCUUGUGCCCUUGGAUAUUUGGCUGUGGCUAUAUUUUUAAGACUUCCGAUUUUACUUAAGGCUUCGUUACUUGUCAUCAUGUCUACGGUUUAUAUUCUCCACAUUGAACUGUCUCAUAUUGAGUUGUUCUUUUGCUAUGAUAUUAGAGUAAGCUCUAUCAUCCCACUGCACGUGAUAAGUGUCGUUGAAGUAUUAAUGUUCGUGUUAGCUGUUCUCCUUCAUGGCAGACAAGUAGAAUGGACUGCAAGACUCGACUUUCUCUGGCAGAUCCAAGCCAAUGAAGAGAAGAGAGAAAUGGACGCCCUCCAACACUCCAAUAAAAGAAUUCUCUUUAACUUGCUCCCUGCUCAUGUAGCUACUCAUUUUUUGGAUAACCAAUUUAGAAAUAAUAUGGAACUUUAUCAUCAAAGCUACUCCCGCGUAGGCGUGGUAUUCGCUUCAAUAACAAAUUACCAUGAAUUUUAUACCGAACUAGACGGUAAUAACCAAGGUGUGGAAUGUCUGAGACUACUUAAUGAAAUCAUAGCUGACUUCGAUGAUCUGCUUUCUGAAGAAAGAUUUAAAGCUAUCGAUAAAAUCAAAACUGUGGGAUCUACAUACAUGGCGGCAGUUGGACUCAUGCCCGAUCUAAGGAUAUUGGACGAUGACGAAACUACUGCAGGUACUCAUCUAAGUACCUUGGUAGAGUUCGUUUUUGCCAUGAGGGAUAGACUGUUAAAUAUUAAUGAAAAUUCCUACAAUAACUUUAUGUUAAGGGUUGGUAUUAACAUUGGACCUGUAGUGGCUGGAGUGAUAGGUGCCAGAAAACCGCAAUAUGAUAUCUGGGGCAAUACAGUCAACGUUGCAAGUCGAAUGGAUUCCACAGGUUUACCUAAUCAUACUCAAGUCACCGAAGAAGUAUUUCAUGUAUUGAGAUCUUAUCCCUACGAGUUCCAGUGCCGUGGGAAAGUAAAAGUGAAAGGAAAAGGUGACAUGACAACGUAUUUCCUAAUAGACAGAAAGCAACCUGGUACUCUAAGAGUUGAAGAACUAAAUAAUAUAAGGACAACCUCGAAUAAUGCGAACAACAUCAACAACAUGUACGGUGGUGUAGCUACACCUCUCGCCCUUCUUCACCACGGUGAUUUAAAUAAUGGUCGCCCCAAACACAACCCGCUUCAGUCCCGCCAAUCAUCUAGAGAAGAUUCGUAUACUGCAUCCAGAAACGCCAUGAGGUUACCUCCUCUUAGGGAAAGUGUAUCGCACCAUGUCAAUGGUUGUGAGAACGAGCCACUACUACCCAAUUUCAGAAAUGGAAAGAAGAAAGGAAUAGCAGCAGAGGAAAGUUUACCUCCUCCUCCUUUACCCCCACAUAAAAAUAAUAUACAUAGACAAGCAACGCCUGAGAUGAGAUAUAAUCCUCCAUGGCCAAUACCAGUAGAUAAUAGUAAACCGUAUUUAAAACCGCUACCAAAACCUCCUGGAAAAGAAUCACCCAACAGACAUACUAGGAAACAUAACAUCGCCCCCAUACCACCUCCCCAUCAACAACAGUCUCAUAUGCAUCAGCGUACCCCUGAACAUACACCUGAACUACUUCGAAAUAAAAUCCAAACCCGUCACAAUCCUUUAGCUCAGUCCCGGCACAGCCCUCAUCAUCACCGGCACUCCCCUCUUCAGCGUCAUUAUUCAGAUGAGAGUAUAGGUGGUGUAUACAAUCCUGGAAUACCUCAGAGAAUUCAUUCUUCCGCCGACGAGAUAAGCUCAUUGAAUCAUUCACCUAGUAUUAGUAGUUCUGAUGAAAGCUACAGUAGGACUACUGACGCCGAUGCUAGUCCCUGCGUAUCUCCACCAUUGCCUGCUGAUGCGCAGCAAUUUUUGUUUCCUUCAGACAUUCAGGUCAAUCCUUUAUCUUCGCCUGAAGUUUCGCCAAGAGCUUCUUUGGACUACAUACCUCCUAAUUGUUCUCUUAGGAACACGUCUGAUUCUAAAAGAAAUAAUCUUGCUCCAGCUGCUUUGCUAGCGCUAGCAGGUACUUGUAAUACUGUAGAUUCUUCCAUAAUUACCAGUCCCCCAGUGUUGGAUGGUGAAGACAGUUGUCGAGGAGAAAGCUGUGCUAGCUUUGAGUUUGUCACCAAACCAACACCUUUACUAAGAAGUAUUAGUAGUAACGGUUCCAGGGGUGCAGCGAGUUCUAAGAAAAUUCUUAAUUUGGAUAAGCACAGGACUCGAACUGACAGCGACUCUAUUUUAGAAUGUAACAAAUUAACUUCCUCAUGUAAGAGAUCCCCUAGUUUUAAAGAAGCUGAUGAAAUUCGACAGUUGUUAAGAGAAGAAGACAACAAAACAACAGUUAGUACCGACAAAAGUUGCAAGAAAGAUGGUAGCUGCCAGACCGACAAGAAAGAUUUAAGGAAGUUAAGAAGCCCUGUUGGUUUUAGGGAAAAGACAAGCCCAAUAAAUAAAAUAACUAACAUACCAUUUGAAAGAGAAAUCCAAAAGUUGUUGGAUGAGCAGAAUUUGUUGCAGAACAUACCGCCAAAAUUGGAAUUAAAGGAGCUGGCUCUGGAACCUCUAGUUAGGUACGCUCCAAACAACAACAACCAUCAAGUUGGUCUAGCUGCUAUUCAAGCAUUAGCGCUGGGUUUACGAGGAGCUAAUAAUGGCGCCAACAACAUCUCGACAUUGAAUAACAUGUCGACUCUGAACAACAUGUCACCAUCGCCAAGAGCAAGCAGCAAGGAAGGGUCGCUUAAGAGAGGUGCCUCGCCCGGAACCCCGGGGCAGGAUGCCGUUAAGUUGGCCAAGGUGUCGCCUCUUGACAGGUAUUAG